AGGCCUUGGUGCCAGGGCCGUAAAACUUGAAACCCUUCUGUUGAGUCGUCAAGCCCAGGAGGUUCAGCAACAUCUGAUGACCAUGAAUUUGAUCCAUCAGCUGAUAUGCUGGUGCAUGACUUUGAUGAUGAACGGACAUUAGAAGAGGAGGAAAUGAUGGAAGGAGAAACAAACUUCAGUUCUGAAAUAGAGGAUCUUAACAGGGAAAGUGAUAUGCCAAUCCAGGAGCUCCUUAGCCUUUAUGGCUACGAUGGUACCAUUCCACUGCAAGAAGAUGAUGAUGAUGAAGAUGAUGAGGAGGAAGAGGAGGAGGGAGAAGAUGAUGAUGAUGUUGAUAAUGAUGACAACAGUGGCUGUAGUGGAGARAACAAAGAGGAGGCCAUAAAGGAUUCAUCUGGUCAGGAAGAUGAGACACAGUCAUCUAAUGAUGACCCAGCACCAUCUGUUGCUUCUCAAGAUCCACGGGAGAUAAUUCGCCCUCGUCGAUGUAAAUAUUUUGAUACAAAUAGCGAAAUAGAAGAGGAAUCGGAAGAAGAUGAAGACUAUAUUCCAUCAGAGGACUGGAAAAAGGAAAUCAUGGUGGGCUCUAUGUUUCAAGCUGAAAUUCCAGCUGGUGUGUGCAAAUACAAAGAGAAUGAAAAAGUGUAUGAAAACGACGACCAGCUGCUGUGGAAUCCCGACUUCUUGCCAGAAGAUAAAGUGAUCGAGUUCCUAAAUGAAGCCUCCAGGCGGACGGGUGAUGAGAAGGGCCUGGAUGCAAUUCCCGAAGGAUCGCAUAUUAAAGACAAUGAACAGGCAUUGUAUGAAUUGGUUAAGUGCAAUUUUGAUACUGAGGAAUCAUUACGAAGAUUGAGAUUUAACGUAAAAGCAGCCAGAGAAGAAUUAUCUGUUUGGACAGAAGAGGAGUGUAGGAACUUUGAGCAAGGCCUGAAAGUCUAUGGCAAGGACUUUCAUGUGAUUCAGGCAAAUAAGGUACGAACGAGAUCGGUCGGCGAGUGUGUUGCGUUUUACUACAUGUGGAAGAAGUCGGAGAGAUAUGACUUCUUUGCCCAGCAGACCCGGUUUGGAAAGAAGAAAUACAAUCUCCAUCCUGGUGUAACGGAUUAUAUGGACCGCCUGCUCGACGAGAGCGAGAGCGCGGCCUCCAGUCGAGCGCCCUCGCCGCCUCCCACGGCCUCCAACAGCAGCACCAGCCACUCGGAGAGGGAGGACAGCACCACCAGCAGCAGCAACCAGAACGGGGUGUCCACUAAUGGACCGGGUGAGAUUCCAAAUAAAGAGGAAGCAAAAACGGAAGGAUUGCAUGUCAAUGGACCUUCCAGCGGUAAGAAAACACCUCACACGGAGCAGGAUACAAAUGGGUAUGAAACAGAAAACCUUUCUGCUGACCCUAAAAUUGCUCAUUCGACUGCAAGAAACGAAAAUGAGUUYGAAGACAAAAACGAAAGACCUGUAAAAAGAAGAAGAAUUAACAGCAACGGAAAAGAGAGUCCUGGCUCUUCAGAGUUCUUCCAAGAAGCAAACUCACACGGAAAGCUUGAAGAACUUGAAACUUUGGAUGACUGAGUAAUAGGAGCUGAUUUUAUUCCUUGGAGUAAAUUCUGGGUGUCUAAAAUUUUCAGGGUUGAUGGGUUACCUUACAAAAUUCAGUUCCAUGAAACAAUCUGCUGAGAUUUUUCUAAUACCUUUUAGUUGRCUCUAAAGAUUUGAUUAUUUUCCUACUGUUUUUCAGCACCAAAAAACAAAUAUUCWGUUUCUCAGAGCUCUUAACUGGAGUUGUGAGAACAUUAAGACUCUUUAACAUUUUUGAGAAACAAAUCAACCUCAUACGUUAAAGAAAUUUCUGUUUAUAUAAUACAGUAUUUACGCAUUGUGCAGCKGAACAAAGCGUCCUCUCUGAAUCCAUGAGCUGGUUCAAGUUGCAAUUUAUUGCAGGAACUUACAAUGAAAUACAGAAUUCCAAAACGUGCAUCAGAGUAGGCAUAAAGGCUUUUAUUCAUUUCAAAUGGAAAAGCGAUAUCCCAUUGCUAAGGAACCCUUAUGAAUCCUGAAAGUUACGAGCACAACUAUUUUUAUAUAUAGAAGUUUUAAAACGUAAAUAAAUAAACCAAGUCAGGUUUGUAUAUGUAAAAUUGUUGACAUCAAUGAUGUCUUUCCAUAUUCUUAUCUGGGCUAAAGAAAUACAUUCUGUAUUUUUCCAGAUUUCUUUGUAGCCUUUGAAAGAUUUUUACAGUACUUACGUCUUGAUUGAAAUGUCCUUUCUUAAAACAAAAGCUUGUAUAAUUUUCUUACCUUGUACAGUUGGUAAACUUUUAUG
This is a messenger RNA of Nothoprocta perdicaria, 2317 nucleotides long. It is a transcript of the gene MIER1, whose product is annotated as MIER1 transcriptional regulator. Gene Ontology annotation, molecular function: histone deacetylase binding; transcription corepressor activity. Gene Ontology annotation, biological process: negative regulation of transcription by RNA polymerase II. Bases 106 to 1566 code for a protein of 486 amino acids. The record is from RefSeq and is a predicted model, not a curated record. Gene Ontology annotation, cellular component: nucleoplasm. The transcript has 13 exons. Lineage: Eukaryota; Metazoa; Chordata; Aves; Tinamiformes; Tinamidae.